This is a messenger RNA of Arachis stenosperma, 2862 nucleotides long. RefSeq names its product protein ALTERED PHOSPHATE STARVATION RESPONSE 1. NCBI's taxonomy places the organism in Eukaryota, Viridiplantae, Streptophyta, Magnoliopsida, Fabales, Fabaceae. The record is from RefSeq and is a predicted model, not a curated record. Bases 726 to 2651 code for a protein of 641 amino acids. The transcript has 7 exons.
AUUAAUGAACAGUAAGGAUGUAGUUGGACGACUUGAGAAAAAUUAAACUUUUCAAAUCAUUGUUUAUGAGAACUUUUAUAUAAGUUUACAAUUUAUCAUCACUACUGAUAAAAUACCGAUGUCCGGUGCACUGCAUUCAUGCUCUCUCAAAUCUCAAGUACCUUUGAGUUGAGCCACAUGAUAUGCUCAGACCAUACGCGCACGCCCAUACACGCACUACGAUGCUAAUAACAACUAAUUAAUCUCUAAUGUUGUUGUUGUUGAACCAUGUGCUGCUGCAUGCUCUGAUUAUGGGCUAUUUACUCAAGCAAGAAAUAUAUUGGAAAAAUUGAUGAAGCUGGAUUUGAGUUAGUUCGUGUUUUUAGUGUUUUUGGUGAGGGGAAUUUCUGGUUGUCGAAAAAUUGGUGCUUGCAAAGAUUAUUGAGUUACCAGAAUCCGUUAACAAAGCAAAGUACCUGAGCUCUUGGCAUCACAAAAGAUCGCUGCAUAAUAAAGCUGGAGGUUUUAUGUUGAAAGAUUUAUGAUUUGUGAGCUUCAUAAUUAAGUUGUUGAAAGGAAGGUGUUUGUUUUCUUGUGAAUUUUGGAUGAAGUUAGAGUUAAGACGAAUGGAGAAAGUCCUACUGGCUAUUCGUGAUUAUUUUGCAAAAAUAGUGUAGCUUUGUCGAUUGGAUUCUCUGAUAUUCAGCUGUGAAAGGUGUAAUUGGCUAAGCAAUUAUCUUUGUAACAUGGGUUGUAUUUUGUCAAGUUUUGAUGAGGAUGAGAACGUUGGCAUCUGCAAAGAGAGGAAGAAACUAAUAAAGCAGCUAGUGAGUAUUAGAGGGGAGUUUUCUGAUUCCCUUUUAGCAUAUUUGAAAGCAUUGAGGAACACUGGUGGCACCCUCCGGCAGUUCACGGAAUCUGAGAUUUUAGAAUUUGAUAGUACCUAUAAUGGUGUUGCAGGGCCGCCUUCUCCUCGCACUCAUCUCCCUACUUCCCCGGUGCGACCACCGCCACCACUGCCUCCGCUUGUCGCUGACGAAGUUACACCACAGGUUGCCCAAGAGGUGACCUCUGAGGAUGUUUGCAACAAUGUUCCUCCAAUGCAAAAUGAUGCAGGUAUGGGGUCCUGGAUAUUUUCGACCGAAGUUCAAAACUGUGAAAUAGUGGAAUCAGCAGAGGACGAGAACUGGGAAGAAACCAAAACAGAAUUUGAGGAUGAAGACCAGGAACCAGAAGUUGUUCUGAGUGGUGUAAGAUCACGUAGUGGAAAGCAGCCAGUUGAUGAUAAUACCUCCACCAGAAGCUUGUUUGGAAAGGAGGGUACAGAUAUGCCUGUCGUUGAGGUCAAGAGAACUAGAAGGGAGAAAACAUUGGAGGCAAUAGGUACAGAGUUAGAUGAGUUUUUCCUGAAAGCAUCAGCUUGUGUAAAGGAAAUUGCUAUUCUUAUUGAUGUCAGUGGAGGAGAUACUCUUCUGCGGUCUAAUUCUGGGCAUCUAGAUGGGAAGAGUGGCAAUUCUGCAAAGGUCUUCAGUAUAUUGUCACGGAGUAGGCAUCGAGCCAGAGAUGCUGCCGAGUCUUUUGGUCCUAGCGAACCAUGCAAGCCUGGGGCUCAUUGUGCCACCCUUAAAAAGUUACAUGCUGCAGAGAAGAAACUUUUCAAGGCAGUAAAGGAAGAAGUAAUCGUCAAACUGGAGUUCGAGAGGAAGUCUUUAUUAUUGCAAAAGCAAGAGAAUGAGAACAUUGAUUGGAUGAAGACUGACAAAACUAGAUCAAAUGUUGAGAACCUGAACUCUCAUUUAUUGGAUCUGCGACAAUUGAUCACCGAAACAACUUCAUCAAUUUUGUACCUUAUAGAUGAGGAGCUGUUACCCCAGCUGGUUGCAUUAACUGCAGGGUUGAUAAAAAUGUGGAGGACAAUGAAUAAGUGUCAUCAGGCCCAAACACUCAUUUGCCAGCAGCUGAGUAACCUCAGCGAUAAUCAAAACGUAUUACAAAACACCGAAGAUCAUCACCGGGCUACCAUUCAGUUUCAGACAGAAGCCUCUUACUGGUACUCUAGCUUUUGCAAGCUUGUGAAAUCUCAACGCGAGUACGUAAGGACCCUCUGUAGGUGGAUUCAGCUUACCAAAUGCCUCUGGGAUGGCCAUGAAUCUAGCGAUAAUUCCUCAUUGAUUCAUUCCAUUUGUCAACAGUGGGAACUUGGCCUUGACAGACUACCUGACAAGGAUGCCUCUGAUGCAAUAAAGGGCCUAUUGUCAUCUAUCCGUUCCAUAAUUGACCAGCAGGCGCAGGAAGAUAACAUUCUGAAGCGGUUGAACAAACUCAAAAUGCGGUGGCGAAGAUGCUCGGAGUCCCUGAGCGAGAUGGAGGAAAAAUUCAAGUACACCUUUGAAAAUGAAGAUAUACCUGUUAAUAUGAGCCCCAUGCACCCGUUAUCGCUUAAAAGAAACAAAACAGAAGCCCUGAAGAAGGAAGUAGAUCGUAUGACAGCAACUUACAUGGGUGCUGUCCAGUGUAGUAGGACCAUGACUCUAAAUCACCUCAAAACUAGACUUCCCCAACUUUUCCAGUCACUGAUGGAAUUUUCGAAUGCUUCGGCCGAGGCUAUUGAGGGUAUCCAGAACCCUGUCGAACAAGUAGAAUCCACUGAUACUACUGCAUCACAGAACUAAUGAGUAAUUUCUUUUGAUGUGGUGCUUUGAGAAGAGUUAGUCUAUGCUUCAGAUUGAUUAUGAGCUGAAAAUAUACUUUGGUGAUGUAUAUAGUGUUGUCAUUCUUGAGGAUAUGUAGACUGAAAGAAAAUUGAAAAGGAGAAAUGUAUGUAUACUGAAAUCAAAUGUGAUAAAAUCAAAUGAGAAGAGGAGGUUUAAUUUCUCUAAGGAA